CAGCGACACCAGCUAUACCCCCCUCUCGCUCGUCAUGUGUUGGGUGCGUUGUUGAUGAGGGGAGCUGCUAGCUCCCUGAGGUGUGUACGCAAUUAUUAGCUAAUCAUGGGGAACAAGAUGUCCCGUCCGACUCGACCGAGCUGACGAACUCAACGCGGUGUGGAUUCGGAGACAUCGUCCGCCUGCGCGAGGGAGGAGAUUCGCGAUUAUGUUGGCCCGAAGGACACAUUGGAUCGCCCGAUCCAACGGUUACUGCUGGCGUAGGCCGUCAAGCAGCAGGUUGAAAAGAAAGCCUGGCUUAACGCUGACCCGCCAGAACAGCACUUCCAAGUCCAUGCCAAACCCGUACUGGACGUCGAAGCUCACCAACUCGCUGGAGCGUCUUCAGAGCAAGACGCGCCUCAAGUUGAACGCCCGCGUGUUGUUCGACAGCAUAGCUGCGUUCAGGGAUACUCACUUUCAAAGGAUGGUACUACUAUUGCGCAGCAGUGCAUCGACGCAGCACAGGAUGCAAGUCAGGCCAAGAACCGAUCUCGAAACGCAAGGGGCAUCGCAGAGCUCUGCAGACGACGGUAGAGCAGACGUCGAGAAUCUGAAGCAGACGCCCUCCGAGAGCCUUGGUUCUUGGCGAGAGCUUCUUCGCAAGGCCAUCACACCGGAUCCAGGAGCUGGAGACCACCAAACAGUACAGCUGGGUGUGCAGCAGGCAACGAACAAGGACCUGUCAUCUGGCGACAGCGUAGUGAAAGGAGAGAUGAUGGUCAGAGACCCCGCGAAGGGUGACACCUCCUGGCAGGAGUUUGCAAAGGCACAGGAGUCCGAGGUGAACAAGAUUCUGUCCGAAUUGGAGCUGGCACAAGACCAGAAGCCCAAGCCUCAAAAGGAAGAUGUAGCUGCUGCAGACACUAAAAGCAAGGUUCCUGCUAUGUCACAGGUGGAAAUAGACCGAACAUCACGCGCCCUCCUGAAAUCAGUGGUGGCAGCCUCAUCACCGGCGUCUCAAGUGGCGCGAUUGGAGGAACUAAACAACCACAUUCUGAGCAAUCCCAGCAGUCUGUGCAUACUUGUCAAGGAACGGGCCAUCGCUCACAUUCUACGAAUGCGGGAGUAUUCCAACAACAGUUCUGUCAUGUCCACGGCACGGGAGACUCUGGCCCUGCUGGGCUACGUUGAUCCGCCGAGGGGAAGGGGCCUGCGUAUCCUCUCCAUCGACGGCGGAGGCACUAGGGGCAUUCUGGCCAUCGAGUUGCUGCGACAGCUGGAGCUGUGCACGGGGCAACGGGUGUUCGAGCUGUUCGACUACGUGGCCGGCGUGAGCACGGGCGCCAUCCUGGGCUAUCUGCUUGGUGGCCUGCACACUUCCCUAGACCGGUGCGAGUCCCUGUACCGCAGCAUGAGCCUCGAGGUGUUCACCCAGAACGCUUGGUGGGGCACGGGGCGCCUGGUGUGGAGUCAUGCCUACUACGAUACCUCGUACUGGACUGAUGCCAUCAGGCGGGUCUUUGAGGACAAGACCCUAUUGGAAACCACAAGAAAUUCGUGCAGUCCCAAGGUGGGAGCCAUAUCAGUGGCAGUGAACCAGCCAACUCUGAAGCCAUACGUCUUUCGCAACUACAACCUCCCGCACCGAGUCGAGUCGCACUACUAUGGCAGCUGCAAGUACAAGAUGUGGCAAGCGAUCCGGGCCUCGGGGGCUGCGCCGGGGUACUUCGAGGAAUACGACCUUGACGGCUUCGUCCACCAGGAUGGCGGCCUGAUGUGCAACAACCCUACAGCCGUGGCGAUCCACGAAGCCAAGCUUCUGUGGCCCAACGAGCCAAUCCAGUGCGUGGUGUCGUUAGGCGGAGGUCGCUUCAUUCCGGAGGUGACGGAGCAGAACCAGGGGUUCACGUCGCUCAAGAAAAAGAUCCUCAAGGUCAUCGACAGUGCCACUGACACCGAAGCUGUUCACACUACAGUUCAAGAUCUCCUGCCUCCAAACGCCUACUUCCGUUUCAAUCCAUACCUGUCGGAAUGGAUCACUUUGGAUGAAAACCGCGCUGAAAAGUUAGACCAACUCAAGCAGGACGCCCAGAUGUACCUAAGGCGCAACUCCGAAAAGUUUGACUCUGCCGUCAAAAGUCUGCUGACGAAGCGAGGGCCGAUGCAGAGGGUCAAUGACUGGCUAAGGAUGCAGUUGACUAUUAAGUGGUGAUAGUCGAACGUUACAGACACGCAUCACUUGUAAAAGUAAGAACUUUAGAACAAAGGAAUAUAGUGUGAGCAAAUGGUCUUUCUUGCAUUUGGCAAACAACGCAAUUUGUUCCUUUUUUUACUAUUUUAAGGCUAGGAACGUUGAUCGUAAAGGUUAGGCAAGCGAUUUGAAGAGAUAUUUCUCCUCGACUUCUUACGCAAAUUGUGUUGGAUGCGUGCGUGAUUACCUAUGGAAAUUAUUGUUGAUAUAGUGAAGUACGCACCUUGUAUGAUAACUGUUCGUACAAAUAAUUGAUUGAGUACCACCUACAACAGGCAUGAUGGUGCCACCCCGACUUGUCAAUUAUGCACAUUUUCACAACCUCAACGUACUUACUUCCACACAACACCGUUGUACUUUUGUUAUGUAGUGGGGCAGCCUGCCCAGCACAGAUAUGUUAUAUCUGUUCUCUGCAAGCUUUUAUAUGUAUAUUAUUUCACCCGUACUUCGCUAGUCAGCCUGCAAGCCUCUGUCACUCUGCAUGCUUCGUUGUGUGCAAAUGGACAAGUUUGUCACUGGGGACUCGACAUCGUCCUGCCUCCUAACAUUGUAAAUAAAAUAAUGUUGAUUGUUUU
This is a messenger RNA of Dermacentor andersoni, 2808 nucleotides long. RefSeq names its product calcium-independent phospholipase A2-gamma-like. Lineage: Eukaryota; Metazoa; Arthropoda; Arachnida; Ixodida; Ixodidae. The record is from RefSeq and is a predicted model, not a curated record. Gene Ontology annotation, biological process: arachidonate metabolic process. Gene Ontology annotation, cellular component: membrane.